Molecule: messenger RNA, 2097 nt
Organism: Amoebophrya sp. A25
Lineage: Eukaryota; Dinophyceae; Syndiniales; Amoebophryaceae
Source: the annotation of a GenBank genome assembly
AGGACUUGAGAAUCAGUCUGUAGCAACGAAAGCGAAAGUGCUUAACAGGACCUUCCGAGAAGGCAUUGUGAUUUACUUCUUUUACGGCAAAGUUAUAACCGAGAAAAUAAACGAGCACCACGACCAGUGAGUCUCGAAGAUGAUCACUACCAGUACGACUUCAUCUUCCUCCUCGAUGAGGCCAGAAUCGUCGCAGAAGGAUAGGCACAUCCAAGGUGGCCACGACUAUGUUGAUCCGCAGCAGAAUCGAAGAGCAAGAAGGAGGAUAUUGAAGAAAGCUAUGAUGUACUACAGUACAAAAACAAAAUCAUGGAAUUCUAGGAUUUUCUACUACAGAAACAAGUAUGUGUUUCACCCUAGCAGUUCAAAGACAAACAACAGAAGUAACAAACCUAACGAAGCAGAAAAUGAACAGGCUCACGCUCCACACGAACGCCGUCUUGCACCUCUACUUUCCAGCACGUCAAGAAGUUCAUCGACUAGCCUAUUGCUGUCGUCCCUACUUCACUACAAAAUAAAGGACAAAGAUCACAGCAAGAACAGCAAGAUUGGGAAGGGCGACUUUGUAACAAAAAAUCUAACAGGAAAGAUACGAAUACCUCAACAUCACAAGAAUGAGAAAAAGACCACUUCUGCCAGGAGCUGCUCCGCUACCACCACCAAGAAAAGCACCAAAACAAGAAGAAAAGCACUCUCCUCCUCCACACUGAUUACAUCACUUCUCGUACUCCUGCAUUUGGCCUCUUCUAGUACUCCUGCAUUUGGCUUUAUCAUCCAGGAGAAUUUGAUCCAGAGUAUCAACACCGAUGCCUUUCCGGUUUGCGAGUGCGCAGAUUGCUGUAUAGGUGCAUUGAUACCCGCAGAAAGCAGUUUCACAGGGAAAUCACAGAUGGAAUGCAGGUAGAAGAAGUUCUUUCUAGUUUUGAUGACUACCUAGUAGUUGUAGUACAACCGCGUGGUCUCCUGAUCUCCUAGUGCUCUGCUACGUCAACACCCUCGGCCUGGUCUCUGUCACAUCAAAAUCAUUUCAACUUGUGACUUCUUCAAGGUACCACUGGCAAGGGUCGCCUACGUGUAUGUUUGAGGAUAACGCAUUUUGUACCCCAGCACCGGAGACGCUGAAGACUAUGGGCCCUACAAGGAAAAUGGAUACUCCGCUAACGUUGGAGCAGUAUAUUUUUUAUAUUUACACUCACUCUACUGAUGAUGAAGAAGACUGUGGUAGAAGAUACACCAUUGACGUUUCUGAUGUGCUGUUGAGUAUCUGUCCCCAUGAUCUUUAAAUACAUGGAGAUUGUCAUACAUCCUCAUCGUCAGCGACGUUCGUAUACUCAUCAAAAAGAAAAACAGAAGUAAUAUUCAUCAUCAUCAUCAUUAGUCCUACCGAAAAGAAAGUUGUAAAAAAGCUGUCGUAAAAGCUGUCCACCACUAGGUUCUGUUCCGAAGGAUGCCAAGCUAUCCCAGACGAUAAGGGGAAUUUUAAAGCACACAACCAAAGAAUGUGGAACGCAACAUCCGGGAGCGGGACAGCGGCAGUGUAUCUUCCGUUAAGGUGGCUCGGAAGCAACUUAUAGUAUAAGUAUUUAGAAGUCAAAAUCGAUGAACUAGGUCUUUUACACGCAGAACUUACUAUGUAUACUGUCAAAAUGCACUAGUAGUACCACUUCUUCACUUAAAAAUCAACUUUCAAAUGCUGAGGUAAAGAUUGAUGUAGUCUCUGUCUGUCACAAGAACUAGUUUCUUCAGAGGUUAGUGGUCUGUCACCUUUGUCUUUCUAAUUUCCGAUACACGCUGUCAGAGAGUAGUCUGUCAUCUUCGUCUUUCUAAUUUCCGAUACACGCUGUGAGAAAACGUCUUGGCUGAACCCAGUAUACGAAAAGAACCCGAAACCACUUCUCCCAGAACCAGGUCCAGGCGCGCUUGCGAGAUUCAUUCGAUACUUUUAUAACACUAAAUGAACAUCGUGAUGUUGAGUAAGUAGACUGAUUUUUGAUUUAUUUGAUCCGCUUGCUUUUUCUGAAAACUAAUAAUUUAAUGAAUUAAUUAUGGUGUCAGGCGUACAUUACAGAUGAUAUUUAUUUUUCAGUGCUGAGUCAC